CGAUCUCAGCACGUCACUUCCGGGCUUCGCUCCUUUCUCCGAGCGUCUGUCGGCGGCGAGACCCGCGUGUUUACACACUCACAGAUGAAGGAGUCGAUAAUGAACCAGGAGAAGCUCGCCAAACUGCAGGAGCAGGUCCGCAUAGGCGGCAAGGGGUCAGCCCGCAGAAAGAAGAAGGUGGUGCACAGAACGGCUACAGCCGAUGACAAGAAGCUGCAGUUCUCCCUCAAGAAACUGGGAGUCAACAACAUCUCUGGCAUCGAGGAGGUGAACAUGUUCACAAACCAGGGGACGGUGAUCCAUUUCAAUAAUCCAAAGGUUCAGGCCUCCUUGGCUGCCAACACCUUUACGAUCACAGGGCACGCCGAGAACAAGCAGCUCACAGAGAUGCUCCCAGGAAUCCUAAACCAGCUGGGGGCUGACAGUCUAACCAGCCUCAGAAGAUUAGCAGAGACCCUUCCCAAACCAGCUGGAGAAAACAAAGCCCCCAUGGUUACUGUUGAAGAGGAGGAUGAUGAGGUUCCAGAUCUUGUUGAAAACUUUGAUGAGGCUUCAAAGGACGAGGCAAACUAACCAACACCAAGUGAACAUUUCAAGGCUUCUCUUGACCCACCAUACUUUGACACAGCAGCAUUUUGGACUUCUCUUUGGUCCAUCUCUGUUAUUACCCUCUGGCCACAAACAAAAGUUGCAUUUUAAUUGUAACGCCGACAAUUAGGCUAAUACAAGUAAAAACAACCUUUUUUUAUGGCAACUGUUACCUACCAUUCUGUCUGAUUUGCCUCAUACUGCAGUACACGUGCUAUUUAAUUCAGUGGAAUGUGCCGACCUUUUUCUUUCUCACGCUGCCCCACCGACAUUGUGAUGCCCACACAUCAAAAGUGUAUUGUUGGAAUUAAUCAUGUAAUAAAGAUUACAUUAAACUUU
This is a messenger RNA of Scophthalmus maximus (turbot), 927 nucleotides long. RefSeq names its product transcription factor BTF3. Bases 85 to 573 code for a protein of 162 amino acids. The record is from RefSeq and is a predicted model, not a curated record. Gene Ontology annotation, cellular component: cytosol; nascent polypeptide-associated complex. The transcript is spliced from 6 exons. Lineage: Eukaryota; Metazoa; Chordata; Actinopteri; Pleuronectiformes; Scophthalmidae.